Molecule: messenger RNA, 1615 nt
Organism: Panicum virgatum (switchgrass)
Lineage: Eukaryota; Viridiplantae; Streptophyta; Magnoliopsida; Poales; Poaceae
Exons: 1
Coding region: 300-1244 (314 amino acids)
Source: RefSeq, a predicted model, not a curated record
AGAACAGUGACCGGACGAGGUUGAAAUCAGAAAAGUGGAGGAGAAAAAAAAAUCUCACGGAGGCUCGCGGAUAAUACAGGGUUUAUUCACCUGCGUCGUCAGAAAGGACAAAACGAAGACCGCCACCGCUAGUAGACCUUCUGGAAGGACGGCCCCACCGUGCCAUCGCCACCAUUCAAACGUCCCCCACCCGCGCCUCCUUUAUAAACGCUCAGUCCUCAUUCCCCUCCCAUCCCCCCGGGCCCCGGUUCUCCCCGCGCCACACAAAAGCGUCGUCGGAAAAGGUCGCGGCGGCAGCCAUGGAGGUGAGAAUCCUCCAGCCAAAAGAGAGAGAAGGUCCCGGCGACGCCUCCGUAGGUGGACCGCAGACGGGCGCGCCCGCGCCGCCGCCGGUGCCGGUGCCGGUGCCCCGCGACGCCGACGAGGACGUCGCUCCCGUCCCGCUUUCCUCCGGCGAGGAGACGUCGUCCGACGAGGGGGAGUUCGAGUUCCCGUUCGUCAACAGGGACUCCCCCGCGGGCACCGCCGCGCCUGCCGACGAGCUGUUCGCGGACGGGCGGAUCAGGCCGUUCUACCCGGUGUUCGGGCGCGGCGUCGGCGGAUGUGUCGUCCAUGCGGCUGGCAUACACGACGGCACGGCGCGCUCCGCUCCGGCGGCGGCGCCGCGGGUGAGGGGCCAGCUAGGGCGGCUCUUCCUAGAGGAGACCCGCGCGCGCAGCUCGUCGACCAGCUCCACUGCGUCAUCGGCGUCGUCCGCGGCGGCGGACGACGACAGGGACGGCCUGGAGGGCGCGGCGCCGGAGAGCUACUGCGUCUGGAGGCCGGGCUCCGGCUCCUCCGCCCCGGCGUCGCCCUCCCUGCGCCCUCCCAGGAAGAGCGGCUCCACGGGGUCCAUGGCGCGCUGGCGCCGCAUCAGCGACCUCGUCGUGGGACGCAGCCACAGCGACGGCAAGGAGAAGUUCAUCUUCUUCGCCACGCCGCAGCACGAGGCGCCCAACAAGGACAAGCCCCCCAAGCCCAAACCCACUCCGCCGGCCAGCAGGAAGCCCACCCCCACCACUGCAGAGGUCGACACGGUGACCGCCGCCCACCGGAUAGCCUACCUCGCCAAGGGCGGCGGAACCGGCGGCGGCGCCGUCCCGAGCGGCACGCCGCGCCGCACGUUCCUGCCGUACCGGGAGGAGCUCGUGGGCUUCUUCGCCAACGUGAACGGCGUCAGCCGGAGCCACCAGCAUCCCUUCUGACUUCUCGCACGCGGACAAAUUAUUCAGUCCUGCGGAUUCGAAACUUGAGCAUUGAGUUUGGGGUUUGGAAUCAUCUCGAUCGGUCAAAAGUUCUAGUACUUACUAUAUGUCUAUGUGUGAUUAGGGCUGGUUAUUGUUAAUGACGGGGUUAAGAAUUGAUCACCACUGGGAGACUUGGGAUGUGAGAACAGUAAGAAUCAGCCGGGAGAUGAUGGCUUGUGGCCUUUUUCUCUCGACCAAGUGUGAACGCCUACGGGUGGCGUGAGGAGCGCCAUAAUUAAUCGGGCAUUAAUCUGCGACGGAGCCCCCCUGUUUGCCUGUUUGGUUUGCAAAUUUUCAGCUAAUCGAACAGUUCGCUCUCGUGCAAUCAA